CAUUUCACUUUUCAGAAAGUGGAUGCACAUGUCGCACAAAUUCCCUUCAGGAAAGAUAUUUCGUGUUCUUUCUUUCGUGAUUUCAAUUUUCCAUUAAACAGUAAGUGAUUCAGAAGCAAGCUAGAGAUACAAGCGCAUCACUGAUUUUAUUUAGAUUCUGAUUAUUGCUUAAAUACAUGGCUCUUUAUAUUAGCCGAAGUUUAUAUUGUGAUAUUUCCAUAAAAACAGUUAUGUCCAGCCCUGGAACGGGAAGAUAAAGGAGAGAGGAAAUAAAGCAAGGAAAGGCAUCUAGCAAGCAAUUGUUCUUCCUUGGCGUUCAACCCAAAUGACCAAAACUCUAGCUUCGGUUUCUGAAUGGAUUUGUUAUCAUCAUUCUGCCAAUAACUGGAACUUGAGGAAAAAAUAUUAGUACGUCGUAUUAGAAAACUUACAAACAGCUCUAAAAUGUACAGGGAAAAAUUAUAUGCGAUUAUGUUUAUGAUCUUUUUCCAUACAUUCACAAAUGGAAAUUAUAUCAUCCAAUGGUGACUUUCAGACAUUUUACAGGUUCUAUAUUUUUCUCAUUAAAGAACGGACAAACAAUUAUGCAACAGUGACACUACGUAAGGCUGUGGAGAGUCGUGCCUUAGUGCCAACAACACCAAAUCCAGACAAACACUAAAUAUGAAUUAUAGCUUUUAGGAUACACCCACAACGGGAAAAAAAUGUGUCGAUAAACCAAUGAACACAUCUUAAGUGCAACAGUGAGACCAACAAAGUCAAAAAACAAUCAACAAAGGAUCCAGCCAUAGUAUAAAUCAGGCACCAUUUUACCAUUACACGCAUCUCGGGCCCAUCGACCUCUCCCACAAACAACCCGAAGAUGUCGGCGUGUUCAUCGCCCUCUCUGCUCGAGUGGGUCUUUGCGCUGAAGGUGGAGAGGAUGAGGAGCGCUGGCUUGGUCGUGGGCCUGGCGUACCUGAGUUUCCUUCUCCUGAUGGGCUUCUCGAACGGCGUCGGGGCGUCUAGGUGCCAGCAACACGCCGACUGCUCCCCCGAAGAAUACUGCGACAUCCAGUACUCAGCAACGUGUCUCUGUCGGGGAGGCCACGUUCGAGCCCCCGACGGACGCUGCGUGGCGGGCCGUCGGGAGGGUGAGACCUGCGAGUAUGACAUCCAGUGCGCCCUGCUCGACCUCAGCCUCGUCUGCCACGGAGGGAGGUGCGACUGCCCCAACGGCCUGAAGCGUCCGGACGGCGUCUGCAUCUCGGUGGUGGAGAUCGCCCAGGCCCCCGACCCGCAGCCGCCUCCUCCCGCCGCCCACCACGAAGGCGCAGGGGCGGACUUCGAGCCCAUACCCUCCUCGACCGUCACGCCUCGUUCUCCGACGGCGGCGCGGGGCGGCUUCGCGGGGCCCAUCGCCAUCUGCGUCCUGAUCGUCGUGUCCUUCAGCAUCCUCAUCAUCACCACGGCCUACAACUUCCGCGUGAGGAAUCGCCGUCUGGACGAAGUGCGGAGCAUCCUCAAUUCGCGCUCCACGACCUCCAUCGCCGCCAGGGACGGCCGGCGAGCUUCCAUAGGGAGUCUGAGGGACGCGCCCCCCUCCUACCACACCCUGCAGCCCCCGUCCUACGAGCAGGCCACUCUAGACGCCGGGAGCCUCUCCUCGACGUCCCCGCAGCAGCCGCGGGCUCACAGCACGCUGCGACGACCCAGCUACAGGACGAGCGUGGAGAGCGCCGCGAUCUCGAUCCCCGAGCUGGAUCCCAGGACGAGGGUCUCCUUCGACGCCGUCGCCGCAGCCUCCGCCUCUGCGCCUACGGGAUCCUCCUUCGCCGAAUUCAGCAAUCUUCCCUACAUUGACGACGCUGCGUCUCCAAGGCGGUAUUGAAGGUGCUCAUCGGCUCCUUUCCUGCGGGCUCCGGUGCUCUGUCGCCGCUUCUCGUCGAGGAAAAUGAGAGAAACUUGAAAGUGACUUGACCCUUUCGUUAUGGAAAGGAAAACAAAAUCCAUGCAAGUCACCCAUGCAAUCUGAAUUUGAAAAAAAAUAAGUCAUAGAUGUGGAUAAACACAGAAUUAACCAAGGAAGAGAUAUCCAAUAUUCUGAGAGUUAAGUGGAUGAAAGGAAAUAUUAGUGACUUGCAUGCUGCCCUUAAACCAAGUGGGAGCUUUGCACUCGUUAACGAGUUCGGGGACCACAUAUGCUAGUCAGCACUGCGCAGUGCCUUAUGUUAAUGUUAAAAGUAUUGAAUUGCCUUAACUUGAAUCUGAGUGUUUUUAUAAUGGAGGACAAGAUCAAGAUUUGCUUUAGUCUUUUCAGUCGGUAUUAUUAAAGCACUCUGCUCACCACAUGUAAGAUAAAGAUACAUUUUUUAAAAAUCAAAGAUCAGUAUUAAAAAUAGACUAGAAUGGUAUAUUAAAGAUCAUACAUUCUAUUGUUACUAGCAAAAUUUCCGAGUGGAAGGAAAAAGAUGUUACCUCAGUUUCAUGUGUAAUAAUACGACUGUUUGUGCUAAAAUAGAUGUUGAUGUUGACUAAGUACAAUGAAAUAAUGUAAGUAUUAGUGAAUUAGGUGGUUGGCUUCUUUGAAUUUCACAGCUGAUGUGACUACUUGUCGACUUUUGUAUUUUCUAACAGUUUGCUGAUGUUUGCUUUCUUCAUUUAUUUAUUUAUUUAUUUUGUGUGUAAGUAAAUAUUUCUGGUUCGUGUUUGGAGAGAGGAUGUCGUUAUGAUAAAAGGAAAUUAUAUAGAGACCUUGCAUUUAAGUGUCUUGUAUAUUACCAAGUAUCUACAAACUUAUUCAUUACUAGAAUGAGUCAACAGUAUUGUCACCGUAUCCAUGUUAAGUCACCUUUUCUUCGUAAAUAUACGAAAAACGCAUGAUUGUUCCCAUUCGUGAAAAAAAGUAUUCGGUACAGUGGUAAAGUCAACAUGCAAUGAACGAUAACGCAGAAAUGAACCCCAUGACAUUUUUGUUCGGUCAGUAAUGUCAGAGUUUGAGAAAUCAGUGACUGAUAAUCGGAUAAAAAAUGCCUAUAAAUAAUUGUGUUGUGAUUUUUGACACUUUUGAUAAAUGAUUGUAUGUAAAAUUAAUAACAAAA
Molecule: messenger RNA, 3080 nt
Organism: Penaeus indicus
Lineage: Eukaryota; Metazoa; Arthropoda; Malacostraca; Decapoda; Penaeidae
Exons: 3
Coding region: 863-1870 (335 amino acids)
Source: RefSeq, a predicted model, not a curated record